Molecule: messenger RNA, 1770 nt
Organism: Penicillium daleae
Lineage: Eukaryota; Fungi; Ascomycota; Eurotiomycetes; Eurotiales; Aspergillaceae
Product: putative tannase
Exons: 1
Coding region: 1-1770 (589 amino acids)
Source: RefSeq, a predicted model, not a curated record
AUGCGUCUCCAGUCGGGCGCAUCUGUCGCGGCCUUCGCCGCGGCUGCGAGUGCCAAGUCUCUCUCCGAUGUAUGCACAUUGUCUAACGUCAAGUCCUCUUUGCCUUCCAAUGGAACCCUCCUUGGUAUCAACCUGAUCCCGUCCUCCUCUUCCGCUGCCGCCGUCUACAACGCUACCAUCGGUGGUGGCAUGGGUAGUACUAGCGGUGGGACCUUCAGCUACUGCAAUGUGACGCUCACCUACACUCACCCUGGCAAGGACGACACUGUCGUUGUCAAGUACGCCCUCCCGGAACCCUCCGACUUCAAGAAGCGCUUCUACGUCGCUGGCGGCGGUGGCUAUUCUCUGAGCACUGACGCGACCGGCGGUCUAGAGUACGGUGCCGCCGGUGGUGCUACUUCAGCUGGGUACGAUGCCCUGGACGGCGUCAGCUACGAUGAUGUUGUGCUAUAUGGAAACGGCUCCAUCAACUGGGAUGCGACCUACAUGUUCGGCUACCAGGCUCUGGGUGAAAUGACCCAGCUGGGCAAAUAUUUCACCAAGGGAUUCUACGGCCUUUCCACCAGCUCCAAGAUCUACACUUACUACGAGGGAUGCUCUGACGGUGGACGUGAGGGUAUGAGCCAGGUGCAGCGCUAUGGUGAGGAGUAUGACGGUGUGAUCACCGGUGCUCCGGCUUUCCGCUACGGCCAGCAGCAGGUUAACCACGUUUUCUCCGCCGAGGUCGAAAAGACUUUGGACUACUACCCUCCUCCCUGCGAACUUGCCAAGAUCGUCAACGCUACUAUCAAGGCUUGUGACCCUCUGGAUGGCCGUACCGAUGGUGUCAUCUCUCGUACCGACCUUUGCAAACUCCACUUCAACAUGUCGUCCAUCAUUGGCGAGGAGUACUACUGUGCCGCUGAGACCAGUAGUUCUCUGGGCUUCGGUUUCAGCAGCAAGGUCAAGCGCCAGGCCGAGGGCAGCCAAACAAGCUACCAGCCCGCCCAGAGCGGUACUGUCUCUGCCGAGGGAGUUGCUGUUGCGCAGGCUAUCGUCGAUGGCCUGCACAACUCCAAGGGCGAGCGCGCGUACCUCUCGUGGCAGAUCGGUUCCGAGUUCACCGAUGCCGAGACUGAGUGGAACAACAGCACCCAGAAAUGGGAACUGGACAUCCCCUCGACUGGCGGUGAGUUCGUGACCAAGUUCGUCCAGCUGCUAGAUCUCGACAAUCUGUCCGACCUGGAUGGUAUUACCUAUGACAUUCUGGUUGAAUGGAUGAACACCGCCAUGGUCCGCUACAUGGACAGCCUACAGACCACUCUGCCCGACUUAACUCCCUUCCAAUCCUCAGGCGGCAAGCUUCUGCACUACCACGGCGAGUCGGACCCCUCCGUCCCUGCCGCUUCAUCCGUGCACUAUUGGCAAUCCGUCUGCUCCAUCAUGUACCCCGACGCCACCGAGAAGCAAGCCCUCACCAAGCUCCAGGAUUGGUACCAAUUCUACCUGGUCCCAGGUGCGGGCCACUGCGGCACCAACUCCCUGCAGCCUGGCCCUUACCCUGAGGACAACAUGCAGACCAUGAUCAACUGGGUUGAGAACGGUGUCAGGCCUACCCGCCUGAACGCCACUGUUUCUUCUGGUGACUAUGAGGGCGAGACUCAGAUGCUGUGCCAGUGGCCUUCCCGCCCUCUGUGGCGCAGCAACUCUACUUUCGACUGUGUUUACGACAAGAAGUCGAUUGAGAGCUGGACCUAUGAGUUCCCUGCCUUCAAGCUUCCUGUGUACUAA